AUGUUUAGAAUAAGAGAACUGAAACCUUUGUACAAUUUGCAGAAGCAUUUUAUGAGUUCCUAUUUAAAUUUCAAUCGAUAUACCGUUAAAAGAAAAACAUAUAUCGCUGCUGUGGAAAAUAAAUAUACAUAUAUAAUUUUGUUAAAUAAUAUAACGCAUUUAGGUGAGAAGGGUGAAAUUAUUAAAGUGAGAAGAGGACACGCUCGCAAUCUAAUUAAAGAUAGACGAGCAGUGUAUGCUACUUAUGAAAAUGUAGAUCAUUAUGCAGAUAAAGGAAAAUAUAAAAGAAAAGAAAAGAUGAAUAUAAAAAAAGGAGUUAUUAUAGAAGAAGAUUUUGAAAAAUAUUUUACUUAUUUAAAAAAUAUAGAUAUAACUAUAUAUUUGGAUGUAUAUAAAUAUACGAAUAAUGUAUCAUACAACUUAUAUGAUUUUUUUAAUUACUUAUCUAAGAAUUAUGAAAUCGAUUUAACAUAUAAAAACUUACAUAAAAUCAAUUAUUAUAAAAAUACAGAAAAUUAUCAUAAUAACAAAGGUGAACAAAUAUAUUCAGACAUAACUAAUGUUAAUGAUUUGAUAAUACAAAAUAAUGUGUUGUUUAAAUAUACAGGAAUAUAUCAUAUAUAUUAUUAUCUCUUUAUGCCAAACAUGAAAUUUUUAAACGAUAUCAUUUUUAGGAUAUCCUCUCUCCAAGAAUAUGAGUUGCUCAAGCAAGAGAAAAAUACCAAGAAGGCUGAAAUUGUCUAUAGCAUUUAA
Plasmodium falciparum 3D7 is the source of this 753-nucleotide messenger RNA. Its product is annotated as bL9 family ribosomal protein. Gene Ontology annotation, biological process: translation. Gene Ontology annotation, cellular component: ribosome. NCBI's taxonomy places the organism in Eukaryota, Apicomplexa, Aconoidasida, Haemosporida, Plasmodiidae. The record is from RefSeq and is a predicted model, not a curated record. Gene Ontology annotation, molecular function: structural constituent of ribosome.